Messenger RNA from Orbicella faveolata, 1194 nucleotides. RefSeq lists its product as uncharacterized. The record is from RefSeq and is a predicted model, not a curated record. Lineage: Eukaryota; Metazoa; Cnidaria; Anthozoa; Scleractinia; Merulinidae.
ACUAAACUGGAGGAGAGGGUAAAAAAGCAGAGCAAAAUAUUGAGUGACUUGGCACUGGAAGUUAAUUAUGGUUCUAAGAUUGACUUCCUCCAUGGCAUGUCAUUAUCAGUGGGCCGGAGAUUUAGACAGCAGUGCAGUAGUGACUCAGUCUGGCAAGGACAACUGUAAAAACAAGAUAUUAUCUUGUUGACUAAGCUAAUUCGUACAAAGGCCGGGGGCAGUCUUUACAAUCAGAUUGCAGAAGAGCAGGCAACAGUGCAACUCCCACCAUCAGCAAUCUUGAAACUUCAAGAUCAAUGCAAUUCUGGGCAAACAAUUGAUGAGAUCAGGAAGAUAUUGCCACCUGGAUAUCUUGCAACCAAAAGAAAGGUUGCUGAGCUAAAGAGCAAAUACAAAUUAGAAUUUGAGGCUAUAAUGCAGCCACAACGAACACCAACUGGUUAUCGCAUUGAGCCCGCCUGUUUGGUUGAAUGUCUGCGGUUCCUUUACUAUUGGCUUCCUAAGGAACAGGGGUGGCACCUUUAUGGGGAUGGGAGAAAGUAUGGCAAGAAAGACACUGUGAUGAUGGCUAUCAGCAAUGUGAACAAUGAGCAGAAGGUAAAUGGCGUAAAGUUUCAAAACCCAAAAGAAAUGUGGCCUGUUCGUGUUUUUCAUCACAAGGACAGCCGUCGAAACCUUGAGCUUAGCAUUGGAGAUGGCCAUGGUGGACCAGGAUACUUGAAUGAAUGGAUUAAAGACAGUCAGAACCUGGACCACCAGGUGUUCCUUGGUGCAGACUCUAAGUUCUUGGAUGCUGUUGCUGAUCCAGAGCUCAGCCCACUCUCCCAAGACAAGUGGAAUCUAUGGAUGCAGUGCUCAGCAUCACAAAAGGGAAAAGUAGAUCCAUCCACAGGACUGAGAACAGACCUCUUCCCAAGUCCUCUUCCCAAGUCCCUGCUUCCUGCUCUCACUGGUGAUCAUAUCCUUAUGUGUAUUAACCAUGGCUUCACCAGAGUUGCAGAAAAUCUAAUAAUGAAGUUUGUCUGGACAUGUCUUGAUCUGGAGUCAAGGUUGGUGUAUUAGUUAAUAUAUACUGUUUGGGCGGUCUGUGUUCAUGAUUAAAACCUUAAAGAAUUUUUGAUCUGACCUAGAAAUGAUAUAAAACACUUGGUGACGUGUGCAAGAAACCUAGAGAGCACCCAAGCGAGAAUGAAG